Messenger RNA from Esox lucius (northern pike), 2705 nucleotides. It is a transcript of the gene mmachc, whose product is annotated as metabolism of cobalamin associated C. Gene Ontology annotation, biological process: cobalamin metabolic process. Gene Ontology annotation, molecular function: FAD binding; cyanocobalamin reductase (cyanide-eliminating) (NADP+) activity; demethylase activity. Gene Ontology annotation, cellular component: cytoplasm. Lineage: Eukaryota; Metazoa; Chordata; Actinopteri; Esociformes; Esocidae. The record is from RefSeq and is a predicted model, not a curated record. Bases 19 to 804 code for a protein of 261 amino acids. The transcript is spliced from 5 exons.
CAAUUUGGAAAUUCAGUAAUGGCGCUGCCCAGGGUCAGUGUUGAUGAUGUGAGAGGAGCUCUGAGUAGUUCGCUAUCAAAGUUGGGAUUUGAAGUUUAUCCAUUAAAGAUUGGCUGGUACAAUGCAGUCCUGUCUCCCCCUCUCCACCUAUCCUACCCUGAUGACACCCUGGCAGCUGUGGUGCUUAGCACGCCAACCAUGUUUGAACAGGCCUUCCUGCCCUUCUUGGAGAACAGGGGCUGGAAGGAGGUGAUUACAGACCCCAUAGACCAGUGUGUCCGACACUACGUCAACUACAUUGUCUCUGAGUGUUUUCCUGGUGUCAAGGUAGACGUGAGUUAUGACUAUGAGAUGCUGCCCAGCAGGAAGCCCAAGUUCCUGGCCCAGACUGCCGCCCAUGUAGCAGGAGCGGUGUACUACUACCAGCACGCUGAUGUACCUGACCAGCCCUGGGGGAACAAGAAGAUGUUUGGCGUGUGCAUACACCCACAACUUGGGGGCUGGUUUGCCAUCCGAGCUCUGUUAGUGUUUGUUGGGACAGAAGUAGGCUCUGAACUGCAGCAGACUGCUCCUCCAGACUCUGUUCCAAGAAGGGAGGACAGGAUUCAGCUGCUGGAGAACUUCAACUUUCGAUGGCGGGACUGGAGUUACAGAGAUAUCAUCCCUGUGGCCCAGACAUACUCUCAGAGACAGAGAGAAUACUUCUCCACCUCACCUGGUCAGCGACAAUACCUGCUACGAGACUGGGGCUAUCUGACAAGGGGAGAGGAAGAGGACAAGCAGGAGAGCUUGCACAGAAAAUAACAGUGAGAAGAGACAAUGGAGUUUGACUUGAGCGGCUCUGUGGCCAAUGGACAAUUGGAGGCCAUUUUAGACAUUCAACACUAUAUGGUUAUUUGCACUUUGCAUCUUUCUGCAUUAUCAUACAUUCCUACACUUUGACAGAUACUGUACUUCAUCUGCCUUUAUCUUUGGCCUAAUGCAGCUGUCAUUUUUAGAGUUGGAGGGUAGAGUGGAAAGUUAUGUCUUUCAUGGAAAAGCAACCAUAGUAUGUUUCCAUUUGGUAAAGAAGUUAUGAAUUGGGGAAAAAAGUGUUAUUGAAACAAUCCAUGGUGAAGAUGUGGAAAGCACAUUUAGUGGGUUUAAAUGCAUAUUAUUCAUUAUUCAUGAAAAGACACCAUAUGAAUUCUACACACCCUAGUGAGUAUUUCUCUAUGCCUAUGUUGUGGCAGUGGUCAUCGUCUUGUGGCUACGGUCUUCUCAUGGCAGAUGCCCGGAAUUCUCUUUAUCAACAAGAAGCAGGAGACUAAUGCCAUGGCCUGCUGACUGUCGGGAUGGCCAACGGUAUUGUGCAGAUGCACUGCAUGACAGGCUGUGAUGCCAACUCAGGUUCUACGGCAAGCGGUAAGGAGUUGGUGUAUGACCAAGUGGUGAAGAGCCCUGUAGCUCGAUGGCAGCUCUCGCGGUGCGGAGAUAGCCUUGACCUUUAGAAAGAGAUGUUAGAGGAGCUCUUCCAGAUCACAUGACUUGUCAUCUAUGGCGUAGGACCAUGGCUGAGGCCCUUGCAGCGGAGUGGAAGACAUGGAAUAACAAAUGAUUAAUUCGACUCCCUCCAGAUGCAGAUAGCAUAUGCUAACACUGCCUCCAUGCAAACUACUUGCCGUAUCGUGUAUGUGACUGGGAACUGGUGGGUGGUCGCUGUCUCCCAUUCUGCCACAGUCGACCUGCUGUCCCGACACACCUACCUGCACUAAGACCAGCUGAAGAGAGGAAGGACGAUGAUAGCAAAGAGGGGGGCGAGGAAGGAGAUGAUGGAUUCAUUGGAAUCUGAUGAUUCAGAAUCUAGUGAGGCAGUAUGCUCUGAUUCGGAAUGAUCAUAUCUAUCAAGGUCAUAUUAAUUCAUCAGUUACAAUGUCAUAACAAUGUGAAGUAUGACACAAAAGCAUACUUGGUGACAUCUGAAUGUCUAUCAUAUGUGUUGUGGUGACCUUCGUCUACAGAAAAUAACCAAAAGGUUAGUCUCCCACUUUUUAAUGGCGGCUCCCGUUACGCCUACAAAUUAUAAACAAUAUCCCGGAAAUCUUUUUUUUUUUUUUUUUUGAGAGUGAGAGAGAGUUAUGGGCCGAAUCUCAAAUCGCAUACUGCAUACUACAAGUACGUUCUUCAUGGGUGAUGGUGAGCAUGAAGGGCAGUAGCCUGCGAAGCCACCUCCCUGAAAAUAAUUUUAGCUUUUUGAAAAUCGUGUUGCUUUGUUCCUCAUUUGAGCAUUUAAGCAAUACGCAAAUCAGUACCUCAUUGGUUUUGUAAUUAUUUUCCUCAGAAGUUGUAGCUAUACCAGAAAAAUAAGUAAAAAAAAUUUGGUUUACUAGUUGCAGACUCCCUUACUAAACUUGAAGAUUGUCAGCGUAUUCACUGCUCAUAACUCUCAAAGGUUGUGUUUCCAAUCAUCUGAGGUGUUGUGAAAUCAUUUACGCAUGCUGCUUACUGUGGAGGAGCUGUCUUAUUCUGCUCUGGGGAAGAAAGUUGGGAUCAACUAGCUGCACAGUGUUUCCCAACCAGGGGUACUAUGACCCCUGGGGAACUUGGCCUGUCAACAGGGGAUACUUGAGAACACUCAUGACGCCGUAGGCGUAAAGGAAAAUUACAACGAGGGGGUAUUUGCGGAAGAGGAUUAGUGCCAAGCAAUAAUAAAAUAAAUAAAACCA